This is a messenger RNA of Pectinophora gossypiella (pink bollworm), 1374 nucleotides long. RefSeq lists its product as uncharacterized. NCBI's taxonomy places the organism in Eukaryota, Metazoa, Arthropoda, Insecta, Lepidoptera, Gelechiidae. The annotation marks the transcript as partial. The transcript is spliced from 2 exons. The record is from RefSeq and is a predicted model, not a curated record.
UUUUACGAUGGACUCAGACGAAGAAACACUGCUCUUAGUGUUACUAUUGAUAAAAAAAAAAGAAUUUUGAACAAAAAACAAAAAAAAAAGAAGCCUAAGACAACGUUGCCAUUAUUUUGUAUAACCCAACAAACUGAAUUUUAUAAAGUGAAAAGUUACAGUGAUCAAAAAUUUCAGAAUUAUUUAAGACUGUCAAGAAAACAAUUCUACGAAUUACUUUCUCGUUUAGAACCUUAUAUUGGAAAACAAAAUACAACCUUCAAAAAUACUAUUUGUGCUGAAGAGAGACUAUUUAUAACACUCAGGUUCUUGGCAGAAGGUUGCAGUCUUACAAAUUUAUAUCAUACGUAUAAUCGUGGACUUUCUACGAUUUGUGCUAUUGUCAGAGAAGUUUGUCGAGCAAUAUACGAAAACCUCCAUACUAUUUAUAUACCUGAGCUUCAAGAAGAAGAUUGGUUAAUUAUUGCUAACGGAUAUUACACUAAGGCCAAUUUCCCUAAUUGCUUGGGUGCUAUUGAUGGAAAACAUAUAAGAGUAAUCAAACCAGAGCAUAGUGGUUCUCUAUAUUACAAUUAUAAAAAUUACUUUUCUAUUGUUCUUUUAGCGAUAUGUGACUCAAACUAUUGUUUUACGUACAUAGAUGUUGGGUCAUAUGGAAAAGCUUCUGAUUCGCAAAUUUUCAAAAAUAGUAACUUUUACAAAAGACUACAUGAACAGGACUUAAAUAUUCCCAAUCCGUUGCCAAUUACAAAUGAUGGACCACCAGUGCCUUUUAUUUUCAUUGGUGACGAAGCAUUCGGAAUUAGUAAUUUUAUACAACGACCUUACGCUGGCAAUCACCUAAAUGAGAAGAAACGUAUUUUCAACUAUCGUUUAUCGAGGGCAAGAAGAUACAUUGAGUGUUCGUUUGGCAUAAUGGCAAAUAAGUGGAGAAUUGACAACAUUUCAAAUUUUUAAGCCGUGGUUUUUUUGUGCUAUUUCGAAAGUACUUGUUUAAAUAGAAGACACGUAUUUUUUCUUUUCAAGAUUUUUCCACCAGAAGUUACAAAAAAUAUUUUUUGAAAAUUGGAUUCUGCCAUUGAUAGAAUGAAGGCAGUAUAAUGUAAUGUACCUUUGCAUGCGUAUUUAAAACAAUAGCUGUUUGAUAUUGUCUGUGGGGAUGUCGAAUGUCAUUGUCAUUAGUCUGUUUUAGCAUUUUAGGUUAAGGCUUUUCGGCGGGAAACGGGAACGGGACAGUUGCUUUCUUCAUUGAGUAAUCUAAAUAAUUAAUACGAAGUGGUGUUUUGUGGUUAAUGAUCGCAUUAAGUUAGUCGGAAGACAUUCGCGAGUGUUAUUAUAUUGGAGUAUUCAAUAAACAAAGUGUAUCUGCCUAUU